AUGGCGAGAAAUAUUUUCCCCAUUUGGGCGGCGCCCAUUGCCUCGACCAACUUUAAUGUUGUCACGGCGCUGCUCGGCGGCUUCAUCUCGCUCUUUGGAUUGGUCUCGUACCUGCUCAAGGAGCACUUUUAUCUCUCGGAAGCCCUGAUUGCCAUGCUUGUAGGCGUCGCCUUUGGUCCCCAGGGUGCGCAUUUCAUUCGCCCCCGUGAGUACGCCGGCUGCCCGCAGAACAACCUCUCCGAGACGCAGUGCGAGGCCAACAUUGACGCCAUCACCCUCGACUUUUCCCGGCUGGUCCUCGCCGUCCAGCUGGUCCUCGCCGGCGUCCAGCUCCGCAGCAAGUACAUGUGGCUCGAGGCCAAGUCGGUCCUCCUCCUCGUCGGCCCAGGCAUGGCCAUGAUGUGGAUCGCGACCAGCCUGCUCGUCUGGGGCCUGCUGGGCACGCCAAGCUUUCUCCACGCCCUCGCCGUCGGCGCCUGCGUCACGCCCACCGACCCCGUCCUGUCCGCCGUCAUCGUCAAGGGCAAGUUUGCCGACAAGAACAUCCCCAAGGAGCUGCAGGACCUCAUCGUCGCCGAGUCGGGCACCAACGACGGGCUCGGCUACCCGUGGCUGUUCUUUGCGCUCUACCUGAUCAAGUACAUUGGCGCCGGCGCGGACCCUGCCGACGGCGGCGCGGGCCAGGCCUUUGGCCUCUGGUUCGCGCUGACGUGGGCCUAUGUCAUCCUGAUGAGCAUCGCGUACGGCGCCGUCGUGGGAUUGCUCGCCCAGUAUCUGCUCCACUGGGCAGAGGACCGCGGCUGGGUCGAUCGCGAGAGUUUCCUCGUCUUUGCCAUAUCCCUCGGCCUCUUUGUUCUCGGCACCUGCGGUCUCAUUGGAACGGACGACGUCCUGGCCUGCUUCGUCGCAGGCAAUGCGUUUACCUGGGACGAUUGGUUCCGAGUGGAGACCAAGGACGAUUCGCUCCAGCCCACCGUCGAUAUGCUGCUCAACGUGACCAUAUUCUUGUGGUAUGGUGCCGUCAUUCCCUGGGAUCUCAUUGCCCACAAUGAAUUCACCUCGCUCUCUCGCGUGAUCCCGCUCGGCCUUCUCAUUCUGUUGCUUCGCCGUCUUCCCUGGAUCUACGGCAUGCAUCACUGGAUCCACCAGAUUGACAGCCACCAGAAUGCCAUCUUUGUGGGUUUCUUUGGCCCCGUUGGCGUGUCGGCCAUUUUCUACCUCUACAUCGCCACCGAGUUCAUCGACAGACACCUGAGCGAUGACAACGGUGUUCCGCGAGAAGAUGUCAAGCACCUCCGAGAUACCGUCACUGUUGUGGUCUGGUUCAUGGUCGUAGUCAGCGUCGUCGUUCACGGCCUGUCGAUCCCGCUUGGAAAGCUCGGCUACCUGGCUCCCCGCACGCUCAGCCGCGCUCUGAGUGGCGAUGUGAGCGACUCCUCUCCCAACGGAAUAGCAGCCUUGCCUGGAAUCGGUCGCCUCAUCAAGGAGGACAAUGGCAGCAGACCUGGCCGCAACAGUGGCUUGACGGGCAGCACGUCGAGAAUCCAAUCGGUCAGCCGCGCUCACUCGGCCAGUCGGCCGCACUCUGUGCGCGAGCGCCCAAGGGACAUCGAGUCUGGAUCAUCGCCCAAUCUGCUGCAGGAUGCCGUCACCGAGCCCAAGCCCUCCACGAGGCGCGAGAUUCGCUUCCCAGACGAAGCCGCUGCUUCCUCUUCCUCUUGA
Messenger RNA from Akanthomyces muscarius, 1722 nucleotides. RefSeq lists its product as uncharacterized. Gene Ontology annotation, molecular function: sodium:proton antiporter activity. The coding region runs from base 1 to 1722 and encodes 573 amino acids. The transcript has 2 exons. Lineage: Eukaryota; Fungi; Ascomycota; Sordariomycetes; Hypocreales; Cordycipitaceae. The record is from RefSeq and is a predicted model, not a curated record. Gene Ontology annotation, cellular component: plasma membrane. Gene Ontology annotation, biological process: proton export across plasma membrane; regulation of membrane potential; sodium ion export across plasma membrane.